CAGAAGCUUGUUCCCUGUAUUGAAUCAGCAUUUCUUGCUACCUAAUACUGACGGGAAUACAAACAAAUAAAAAGUAACCAGUUUGUUCACAAAUCUCACGAGACCAACAACAAUCAUGACGGACGUGGAUACGAUGGAAGUUGACCCUCAACCAACUGAAGACGAAGUAGUCGAUUUAACAGAAGAUAGUUCUGAACCAGAAAUACCAGAGCCUGAUCCAGAGGUCCUGGCAGAAAACAAGAAGGAAGAAGGGAAUACAUAUUACAAACAGAAAUUAUACCAACAAGCCUUGUCAUGUUACUCAGAUGCAAUAAAUCUAUGUCCAAAGUUUGCAGCAUACUAUGGAAACAGAGCAGCUACAUAUAUGAUGUUAAGUAAAUACAAAGAUGCAUUAGAAGAUGCACGACAGUCUGUCAAAUUAGACGAUGCAUUUGUUAAGGGAUAUAUGAGGGAAGGAAAAUGUCAUUUAGCACUGGGAGAUACCAUGGCUGCAGAAAGAUGUUACAAAAAAGUUUUAGAUUUGGAAAAGGGGAAUAAAACUGCACAAGAAGAUUUAAAAUCAACAAGUGCAGUAAGAGAAUAUGAAACUAUGGCAGAAACAGAUUUUACAAAAGGAGAUUUUAGAAGGGCUGUGUUUUGUAUGGACCGAUGUAUAGAAAGAUGUCCAGCAUGUCACAGAUUUAAAAUCAAGAAAGCAGAAGCAUUAACAUUGUUAGGUAGAUACCAGGAAGCACAGGAAUUAGCUAAUGAUAUGUUACAAAGAGACAGUUUAAAUGCAGAUGCUAUUUAUGUACGAGGAAUGUGUUUAUAUUAUAAUGACAAUGUAGACAAAGCAUAUCAACAUUUUCAAAAAGUUUUACGACUAGCACCUGAUCACAGUAAAGCAAAAGAAAUUUACAAGAAAGCAAAAGCACUAAAUGCCAAGAAAGAAGAAGGAAACAAAGAGUUCCGAGCAGGACAUUUACAGGCAGCUUAUGAUUUAUAUUCUGAAGCUCUUGCCAUCGAUCCCUUUAACAAAUUCACAAAUUCUAAAUUAUAUUGUAACAGAGGCACAUGUAGUGCAAAGCUUGGUAAAUCUCAGCAAUGUAUAGACGACUGUACAAAAGCUGUAGAAUUGGACGAUACCUAUCUUAAAGCAUAUUUACGGAGAGCUAGAAGUUAUAUGGAUAUGGAAUUAUAUGAAGAAGCUGUUCGUGAUUAUGAAAAAGUAAAUAAAUUAGACAGAACUCGAGAAAAUAAAAGAUUAUUACAAGAAGCAAAAUUAGAAUUGAAAAAGAGUAAACGAAAAGACUAUUAUAAGUUGUUAGGUGUAAAUAAAACAGCGACAGAUGAUGAAAUUAAAAAAAGUUACAGAAAACGAGCUUUAGUACAUCAUCCAGAUCGUCACAGUCAUGACACACCUGAAAAACAAAAAGAUGAAGAAAAAAUAUUUAAAGAAAUCGGUGAAGCAUACAGUGUUUUAUCUGACCCUAAAAAGAAAGAACGUUAUGAUAGUGGUGCUGAUAUAGAUGAUUUAGAGGGUGGUGGAGGAUUUGAUCAUAUAGAUCCAAAUAUGAUAUUCCAGCAAUUUUUCGGAGGAGGAGGAAAUGGCUUUUCCUUCGGUGGCAACAGUGGUGGUCACAGUCACGGAGGAGGAGGAGGAGGUUUUCCAGGAGGAUUUAGUUUCCAGUUUGGAUAAGAAUUAUCAGCUAAUUAAUUCUUUGAGGAGUUUUAAGAACUGUAAAGAUAUGAUAUAAACGAAAAACAAUUUUAUUUAAGAAUACAUGCUGUGUGUGUGUGAUAUUUUCUGAAGAGUACAAGAAUACAUUAAAUUUUGAAAUGUAUUCUUGUGUUGUGAUUGGUUAAUAUUUAGCCAAUAACUUAUGAAUACAUGAGAUAUGUCUAACUUCUUGAAAUUUAAUGUAUUUAGACUUUUUGAGUGCAUUGAAUUUUUUGGAAUGUGUCCUGUUGAGUGAAGGGGUGUUUCCCUAAUGAAUGAUGUUUACGAUAAGAUAAUUCACCAAUGAAUUAUGUAUACAUGCUGUAUGUUUGAGAUUUUGUAAGGUACAAACCUCCUGUUCUGUAACUGGUUAGAUAUUUCAGAUAAGUUCUGUAUAUAUGCUGUAUGUACAUGUACCUGUAUACAUGCUGUGUGUCUGAAUACAUGCCAUGUGUCUGUAUACAUGUUGUAUGCAUCUGUAUACAUGUUGUAUGUGUCUGUACACAUGCUGUGUGUAUGUAUACAUGCUGUUUGCAUAUGUAAACACACUGUAUGUGUCUGUAUACAUACUGAGCACUUCUGUAUACUUGCUGUGUGUGUGUGUGUGUG
This is a messenger RNA of Mytilus trossulus (common blue mussel), 2308 nucleotides long. RefSeq names its product dnaJ homolog subfamily C member 7-like. Gene Ontology annotation, molecular function: protein binding. The record is from RefSeq and is a predicted model, not a curated record. Bases 116 to 1678 code for a protein of 520 amino acids. The transcript is spliced from 13 exons. Lineage: Eukaryota; Metazoa; Mollusca; Bivalvia; Mytilida; Mytilidae.